Messenger RNA from Dipodomys ordii (Ord's kangaroo rat), 930 nucleotides. RefSeq names its product neuralized E3 ubiquitin protein ligase 2 (gene Neurl2). The record is from RefSeq and is a predicted model, not a curated record. Lineage: Eukaryota; Metazoa; Chordata; Mammalia; Rodentia; Heteromyidae. Gene Ontology annotation, molecular function: ubiquitin protein ligase activity. Gene Ontology annotation, biological process: intracellular signal transduction. The annotation marks the transcript as partial. The transcript is spliced from 2 exons.
CCCGGGGGCGCCGCGCGUCCCGAGCCCCCUCCCACCCGUUUCCAUCGGGUGCACGGAGCCAACAUCCGCCUGGACCCCUCGGGGACGCGGGCCACGCGCGUGGACAGCUUCGCCCACGGCGUGUGCUUCAGCCGCGAGCCGCUGGCCCCCGGCCAGGUGUUCCUGGUGGAGAUCGAGGAGAAAGAGCCGGGCUGGUGCGGCCACCUGCGCCUCGGGCUGACGGCGCUGGACCCCGCCGGGCUGGCCACCGUGCCCGAGUUUUCCCUGCCGGACCUGGUCAGCCUGGGCCACACCUGGGUCUUCGCCAUCACGCGCCACCAUAACCGGGUGCCCCGGGAGGGCCAGCCCGCGGCCGAGGUGCUGGCCCCCGGCCGCCCCGCCGCCCUCCUGCUGGAGCCCUAUCUGUGCGUGGAGCAGUUCCGACUCCCGCGGGACCGCCUGGUGGGCCGCAGCCGGCCGGGCCGCUACAGCCACCUGCUGGACCAGCUCUACGAGCUGAACGUGCUGCCUCCCACCGCGCGCCGCAGCCGCCUGGGCGUCCUCUUUUGCCCCCACCGGGAUGGGACGGCCGACAUGCACAUCCUCGUCAAUGGCGAGGACAUGGGCCCCAGCGCCCGGGGGCUGCCAGCUUCCCAGCCCCUCUACGCCGUGGUGGACGUGUUUGCCUCCACCAAGAGUGUGCGCCUGGUCCAGCUUGAGUAUGGAUUGCCAUCUCUGCAGACUCUGUGCCGCCUAGUUAUCCAGAGGAACGUAGUACACCGGCUGGCCAUCGAUGGGCUCCACCUCCCCGAAGGACUUAAAGACUUCUGCAAAUAUAAAUGAAAGUCUGCAGCCACCAGAGCAGGGUCUGGCCCCAGAGCUGUGGCUGAUCUGAAGUGGACAGACUGACUAUACUGCUGCCUGAAAUAAACACAGCCCAUGCUGACAUUC